GAUGCGACCCGAUCAUCAUUCCAUACGACAAUCUCGUACUGGGCGCUUGCUUUUUUAUAACAAUAACAAUGCUAUUAAUAUUGUCUUGUCUUUAUUUGAUAAGCUCUGUGUUGACCGCUGAAUUUACGUUGCCAGGAGAAUGUCCAGUUGUCAAGAUACAAGAGAAUUUGGACUAUACAAAGUUUUCAGGUCUAUGGUACAACGUAGCUAGUUAUGCAAGCGAUGGUCGACCAAUCUAUGACUGCGCUACUCUAGAUUUCCAAGAGGACAACCUAGGAUAUACGCUUAGAGAGAAAUACAUUGAUAUGGACCAAGGCAAUCGCACUCAGAAGUCAUAUUUCGCUCGAGUUGAUCCAACAUUUGACGCUGGAAAUAAAGCGCAAUUUAUCGUUAGUCAUGAAGACGGAGAUAAAGUUCUACAGUUUCCAUUCUUCAUUCUAUCUACUGAUUACGAGGGAUACGCUAUUGCCUACACUUGCAAGACUUUGAAAAAGAAGCAACGCACACAUUAUGUAUUUACAUGGGUCUUAGCUCGGAGCAAGGACAAAUUACAAGGCGACGUUCUGAAGAAGGUCGAGGAUUCACUUUCAAAAUAUUCAGAGCUAGCUGAACACAGACAGUCUUUUGUUCUCAAAGAAUUCUCUGAACAAAACUGCGCGUAUACUAACAAAUUUGAAACAGAUUAUUUUACAAGCAACUUUUGGUAGAUUAUGUGAUUAUGUUGACAUUUUCUUAUUCU
Papilio machaon (common yellow swallowtail) is the source of this 739-nucleotide messenger RNA. Its product is annotated as insecticyanin-A. Gene Ontology annotation, molecular function: pigment binding. The transcript has 4 exons. The coding region runs from base 69 to 707 and encodes 212 amino acids. NCBI's taxonomy places the organism in Eukaryota, Metazoa, Arthropoda, Insecta, Lepidoptera, Papilionidae. The record is from RefSeq and is a predicted model, not a curated record.